Molecule: messenger RNA, 650 nt
Organism: Lactuca sativa (garden lettuce)
Lineage: Eukaryota; Viridiplantae; Streptophyta; Magnoliopsida; Asterales; Asteraceae
Source: RefSeq, a predicted model, not a curated record
AUGGAAGGAAUGGCAUCAAUAGCGUUGUUACUAGAUGGGUCAAUCUCGGGUCAUUUUGUUCAGCUUCCCGAGUCCGUUUAUUACCAGAUGGGUCAAUCUCGUCUUUUUGUCUCGACUUCAUAUCUCUCUGGCGAUGUGAGUAAUGAACCAAGGAGAAACACACAACAAUGUAAUCAAGAAGAAGAUGUUCUAGUCUUGGUUGAUGCAAUAUUUCCAUUAUCUGCAGCUGCCAUGGCUUUUCCACCUUUAUCUAUUCGAGGUGAUUUGGGAGUUGUUUCUACUGCUGGAGUUAGAUAUGCAUAUCCACUCCUAAAAUCAUUUGCAAAAAUGGGACCUCAAGGUGUUCUUGGUGCCACAAAGCUUUUACGCCCUUUUUCAGAAAUAGUUGAUUCAUUGGGACUCAAAGAUCCUUUCAUUAGAAAUUGGGUGGAUAUUUUGUCUUUCUUACUUGCUGGAGUGAAAUCUGAUGGUGUUCUUUCAGCAGAAAUGGUUUAUAUGUUUGCAGAAUGGUAUAAACCAGGUUGUAGUUUAGAAUACCCUGUUGGUGGAACUGGAGCACUUGUUGAGGCUCUUGUUCUCAGAUUUUCCUUCUGAUAAACUUCCAAAAAUAUCAGAACCUUCACAACUUAUGACAGAAAAUACACGUUCUG